CUUCCGCCUGCUCAAAGACAGCAGCAUCAGCGCUGAUAACAGGGCGGAUUCACCGACACUGAGGAAUAAUGGACAGUCAGGGCAGGAAAGUGGUGGUCUGUGACAACGGGACAGGGUUUGUGAAGUGUGGGUAUGCCGGCUCUAAUUUCCCGGAACACAUUUUUCCGGCUCUGGUCGGGAGACCCAUCAUCCGUUCCACUGCCAAAGUGGGAAACAUUGAGAUCAAGGACCUGAUGGUGGGAGACGAGGCGAGCGAGCUGCGCUCCAUGCUGGAGGUGAACUACCCGAUGGAGAAUGGCAUCGUGAGAAACUGGGACGAUAUGAAGCACCUGUGGGAUUACACCUUUGGCCCAGAGAAACUCAACAUUGACUCGAAAAACUGCAAGAUCCUGCUCACAGAACCGCCCAUGAACCCCACCAAGAACCGCGAGAAGAUCAUUGAGGUAAUGUUUGAGACCUAUCAGUUCUCAGGGGUUUAUAUCGCCAUUCAGGCUGUGCUCACUCUCUACGCUCAAGGUUUGCUGACAGGUGUGGUGGUGGACUCUGGCGAUGGUGUCACUCAUAUCUGUCCAGUGUACGAAGGCUUUUCUCUCCCUCAUCUCACACGCCGACUGGACAUCGCAGGAAGAGACAUCACGCGCUACCUCAUCAAGCUGUUGUUGUUGAGGGGUUACGCCUUCAAUCACUCGGCAGAUUUCGAGACGGUGAGGAUGAUGAAGGAGAACCUGUGUUACGUGGGUUAUAACGUCGAGCAGGAGCAGAAGCUGGCGCUGGAGACCACAGUGCUGGUGGAGUCUUACACACUGCCUGACGGGAGGGUGAUUAAAGUGGGCGGCGAGCGGUUCGAGGCGCCGGAGGCUCUGUUUCAGCCUCACCUCAUUAACGUUGAGGGAGUGGGCGUGGCCGAACUGCUCUUCAACACCAUCCAGGCAGCUGACAUCGACACCAGGGCUGAGUUUUACAAACACAUCGUGUUGUCGGGUGGCUCAACGAUGUAUCCAGGUCUGCCGUCUCGUUUGGAGCGCGAACUGAAGCAGCUCUAUCUGGAGAGAGUGCUGAAGGGAGACGUCGACAAACUCUCGAAAUUUAAGAUCCGUAUCGAGGAUCCUCCUCGUCGUAAACACAUGGUGUUUUUGGGUGGUGCCGUGCUAGCUGACAUCAUGAAGGACAAAGACAAUUUUUGGCUGACCAGAGAGGAGUACCAGGAGAAGGGCAUGCGUGUUCUGGAGAAGCUGGGGGUCACCGUUAGAUAAAUCACGCUCGCAUACACGCACAACGUCACGUACUUGAACUCACACUCGCAGACAUGCAGGGUGGCAUUUUGGCAGCGUAGAUAUGAAAAUAUACUUGGUAAUAUCGAUAAAAUACUUGAACUUCCUUCACAAUCCAAAAAAAGUGAUCAAUGUUUGUACGACAUUCCAAAUGUAAUGGUUCAUAAUCACCACCUGAGAACAGGAAACCAACAUUUUAUAACAUAAAACUAACCCAUUUAUGCUGCCAAAAUUAAUCCUCAUGCAUCAUCAUUUUUUUAUUUGCUCAUCAAUUAAGAUUGACCUUCAUGAAGCGAAAUAUCGCUCAAAACUUGGCAAGAAACAUAAGGAUUGUGGGCUGGGGUGGAAGUAGAGGGACAAAACAAUACAAAAAAGGUAUUUUUAAGAAUAAAAAAAUAAGUUGCUUUGGUUAAACAUUGUUUUUGUAAUAAUGAUUUGAAAUCAAUGCAGCCAGCUUACUAUUAAAGCGAUAGUUCACCAAAAAAAGAUAAUAUUUGUCUUUAUUUACUCACCUUCAUGUCGUUUCAAACCUGUGUUACACAAAAAGAGUGCAAUGAAAGUGAAUGAUGACCGGGGACAGAGCCGCUUGGACAUCUGUCAUAUGGGUUUGGUACAACAUGAGGGCAAGUAAAUGUUGAUAGUUUUUUUUUUUUUUAUAUACAUUUUAAGUGAAAUAUCCCUGUAAAGAAAUAAAAAUAGAAAAUAAAUACAAUAUUUGUGGCCGAUGGUAUCAAAUAGACAUUGAUCUGAAAGCAAACUACUUUUGUUGAAAUGUCUACCUCCUUUCUUUAUCUUAAGGUAUUGUCUUUCUAUAUCUUUAAUUGUCGUGUUUGGGGCGCUUGACAGAAAAUGCGGGAGCAACUGGGACCAUAUUUCCCCACACAGCAUUUAACGGAAAAUUAAGAGUGCUCUCAUGUCAUUUGAUUCACUUUAAAAGCACUCAAGUCCAAAUUCAUGACGAGCAGUGUUAGUCGACCUUAUUUUGGUAGAAAAUGUGUAACAUAUAGACUUUCUAUUAAUGUCAUUCCUGCUGUUCCUUGAACAGUUUUCCUUGAAGUUUAAAGGAGCUUCAUAAACAAUUGUAUCAAUUUCACACUUUAUUUGAAUGGAAGGUAUAACAACCUGUUUUCUGUGAAAUUUUCACCAUUAAAGCUGCCUCAGUAGCUGUGUAAAUCUCACCAAAAGUAAUAAUAACAUUUUCAAUAGAAUAUGAUUUUUUUAAUAAUCAUGAAGAUUUUUUCAUAUUUUCAUGACAAUUAAGCACAUCCUCCCCUCCCAGUUCUCAUUACCGUAAUGCAAAAAAAAAGCAUUUCUCAUUACCAUAAUGCAAUAAAAAUGCAAUUCUCAUUACCGUAAUGUGGACAAAAAUGCAAUUUUCAUUACCGUAAUGUUCCAAAAAUGACAUUUCCAUUAUGGUAAUUAUAAUUUAUUUCUAAUUUUCAUUACUGUAAUGUUGCAAAAAUGCAAUUGUCCUUACCAUAAUGCAGGGAAAAAUACAAUUGUCAUUAUCAUAAUGAGAAAAUAAAAUAAAUUUUCAUUACUGUAAUAUAGCAAAGAUGCAAUUGUCAUUACCAUAAUGUGGGAUAAAAUGACAUUUUCAUUACCGUAAUGAGAAAAAAAGCAAUUGCCAAUACUGUAAUGUGAAUGGAAUGCAAUUUUCAUUAACAUAAUGAGAAAGAAAUGCCAUUUUCAUUACUAUAAUAUUGCAAAAAUGCAAUUUUCAUUACUGUAAUGUAGCAAACAUGCAAUUGUCAUUACCAUAAUGUGGGGAGAAAAAUGACAUUUGCAUUACCAUAAUUAGAAAAAAAUGCAACUGCAAUUACUGUAAUGUACCAAAAAUACAGUUGUCAUUACCAUAAUGAGAAAAAUAAAUCAUAACUUUAAUGUUGCAUAAUGUGAAAAAAUGCCAUUUUCAUUAACAUAAUGAGAAACAAAUGCAAUUUUCAUUAUUGUAGUAUAGCAAAAAUGCAAUUAUCAUUACUGUAAGGAGAAAAUAUUUAUUUUAAUUACUGCAAAAAUAGCAAAAAUGCCAUUUUUAUUAUCAUAAUGUGGAAAGACAUGCUCUUCUCAUUACCAUAAUUGCAAUACAGUAAAAAAUAUUAGUUAACAUAUUAAUAGAGUAAUGAGAAGCAAAUGAUAAUCACCAUUGAGAGUAAUAAUUAAAAUAAAUCUGGACAAUUUAGGGUAAUUAAAAUUAUGGGAAUGGAAAUGUGCUUAAUUGUCAUGAAAACAUUUGUCACAUUGUCACAUUCCAAACAAGUCUUAAUGGUCCUAAAAAUAGGUUUCUUAUUAAAAAUACAAUUUCUUAUUUUUAUUUCUUUAAAUUCCGGGGAAAAGUGCAACCUUGACAUGUUUUCGUGAAAUUCCCCUGGCUGUUGUACAUGCAGAAUUUAAA
This is a messenger RNA of Xyrauchen texanus (razorback sucker), 3666 nucleotides long. Its product is annotated as actin-related protein 2-B. The coding region runs from base 69 to 1253 and encodes 394 amino acids. The transcript is spliced from 9 exons. The record is from RefSeq and is a predicted model, not a curated record. NCBI's taxonomy places the organism in Eukaryota, Metazoa, Chordata, Actinopteri, Cypriniformes, Catostomidae. Gene Ontology annotation, molecular function: actin filament binding. Gene Ontology annotation, biological process: Arp2/3 complex-mediated actin nucleation. Gene Ontology annotation, cellular component: actin cortical patch; Arp2/3 protein complex.